Molecule: messenger RNA, 6414 nt
Organism: Xyrauchen texanus (razorback sucker)
Lineage: Eukaryota; Metazoa; Chordata; Actinopteri; Cypriniformes; Catostomidae
Product: trichohyalin-like
Exons: 10
Coding region: 426-4463 (1345 amino acids)
Source: RefSeq, a predicted model, not a curated record
AAACACUGAAGUUUCAGAUGUACACAUCUACAACCCUAAAGAACGCAUAAAGGACGUGUGUCUGUCCUCGGGAUCUACAUUUUCAAUCUUAUGGAAUAAAUUUCUCUCCAUACAGGCGUAUUGUGUGUAGCCAUGGCUGCAUGGGUGGAGGCGACCACAAGGGAACUGAGCCAGUCAGGGGUGCUCAUUAGCCCAGACAAAUCUUCAGUUUCAGCCUCUGCACCCUCUGGAGACAAGAGCAAGCCAGCAUUGGCUCCCAAACCCACCCUCAUGCCCAAACCAUUCUCCCUGCAAAGGAACGCCACCAUCCGUCCAAUUAAAGCCCCCAAAACCGUAAUCGGAAGACUCCCUCGAGCUGCCUCUUCUGAUAACCUUGACCCGUUGAGUUACACAAAGCCUGCUGAUAGUCGUGUUGGUGAUCAAAAAUGCCAGGAUCUCUAAAACCACCCUCAAACGGCACCUCUAAUGGGUCUAAUAAUAGCACAGGUCCUAAGCCUGUCCCGCUUGGCCCAAAACCUGACUUUUUGGAUAAGCCUAAACCAGCACCCACUAGGAAUGGUGUCAUAACAGGUUCUGAUCAUCAAAAAGGUCCCGAUAUAAAUCACGAUGUCACUGCUACCUUAACUAAAGACUUGAAGGAGGUCCCACCCAGGAUCAGGGCAAAGUCCUUGGGUGCUCAGGAUCAAAGAGUUUUCAACAAGAUGCCAGAAGGAGAAACCACAACCAGUAAGGCUGACGAUGGUGAUUCUUUACCAAUCUGGUCACAUAGAAAUCGUCUCUCCAUGGAACAGACCUCCAGGUUCGAGUCACCUUCUCAGCUGGAGAAGGAGGUUGAUUCUGCAAGAAGAGACAAUGAGAAAGCGAGGCCACCAAAUUCUCCUUCAGCAGAGUCCAAGUUGAAGUCUACAAAGCUACUGGUGGAGACAGGAGAGAUGGAGGGCAAGGAGGUCAGCGGAAGCAGCAUUAAGAGACGAAUCAGUCUACUUUUCGACCGUCCUACGGCCUCUCAACACAGGGACUCUUAUAUUAAAAAAGACACCACACCGUCAGAAAUAUCUGUCGACAUUAGGCAGAGAAUCAAGAAUCUUAGCUUGAACUCGGCUGAACCGAAGAUCCGUCUACCGUCCACUGGUGCACUGAAAAGGACAUCAAGCAACUCAGAUGAGUAUUCAUUUGAUGAGAGAGCACAUGAAAAACCUGCAGAAUCAGAACUUGUACAAAAUGGAUCACACCAGCCAAAAGGGCAACAGGCUGCUGAGAUCAUUGAGAUCAAACCUGAUGUCAAGGAGAAAGCAAAGGAGGCACCUACUCCCAAAUUUGGGUUUGAGAAGAAUGUACUGGUUGAGGACAAGAACUCCAUUAAUAAGGUGGAGGAUGAAGUUGAAGAGGGCAAGAAGAACUACGUCCCUGUGCCUCUGUACCGGAGGGUUGGGACUGACAAAGAAGCAGAGUCAAAGAGAGAAGAAGAGGAAAGACAGAAGAAGGAAGAGCAGUUAGAGACAGAAAUUAAACAGCAGGAAAAGGAAAGAGUUUUGGAAGAAGAGAGGAAGGCAAGACAAGAAAUUGAGAGACUGCAAGAGGAGAAACAAAAACGUGCUGAGGAAGAGAGAUGCUUGCAAGAGGAAAGAAGAAAGAUUGAAGAAGAAAGGGAAAGAGAUAGACAGAAAGAGAAGGAAAGAUUGAGACUGGAGAAAGAGAGAGAGAAAGAGGAGGAGAAGAAAAGAAUUGAGGAGGAAAGGCUGAGACAGGACAGAGAGAAAGAGAGACUAAGGAAAGAGAAAGACAUGGAAGAAAGAAGGCGGAUUGAAGAGGAGGAGAGACUGAUACAGGAAAGAGAAAAAGAGAGACUUAGGAAAGAGAGAGAAAUGGAGGAAGAGAGGAGACGAAUUCAGGAGUUUGAAAGACAGAAAGAGGAAGAACGAUUGAGACAGGAAAGGGAGAAGGAGAGACUGAGGAAAGAGAAAGAAAUGGAGGAAAGAAAACAAGUUGAAGAGGAGGAAAGGCUGAGACAGGACAGAGAGAAAGAGAGACUAAGGAAAGAGAAAGACAAGGAAGAAAGAAGACGGAUUGAAGAGGAGGAAAGACUGAUACAGGAAAGAGAAAAAGAGAGACUAAAGAAGGAGAAAGAGAUAGAGGAAGAGAGAAGACAAAUUCAAGAGAUGGAGAGACUGAAAGAAGAGGAAAGAUUGAGACAGGAAAGAGAAAAAGAGAGACUAAGGAAAGAGAAAGACAUGGAAGAAAGAAGACGGAUUGAAGAGGAGGAGAGACUGAUACAGGAAAGGGCAAAAGAGAGACUAAAGAAGGAGAAAGAGAUAGAGGAAGAGAGAAGACAAAUUCAAGAGAUGGAAAGACUUAAAGAAGAGGAAAGAUUGAGACAGGAAAGAGAAAAAGAGAGACUAAGGAAAGAGAGAGAAAUGGAGGAAGAGAGAAGACAAAUUCAAGAGAUGGAGAGACUGAAAGAAGAGGAAAGAUUGAGACAGGAAAGAGAAAAAGAGAGACUAAGGAAAGAGAGAGAAAUGGAGGAAGAGAGAAGACAAAUUCAAGAGAUGGAGAGACUUAAAGAAGAGGAAAGAUUGAGACAGGAAAGAGAAAAAGAGAGACUAAGGAAAGAGAGAGAAAUGGAGGAAGAGAGAAGACAAAUUCAAGAGAUGGAGAGACUGAAAGAAGAGGAAAGAUUGAGACAGGAAAGGGAAAAUGAGAGACUGAGGAAAGAGAGAGAAAAGGAAGAAAGAAAACAAAUGAAAGAGGAGGAGAGACUGAGACAGGAAAGAGAGAAAGAGAGACUUAAGAAGGAGAAAGAGAUAGAGGAAGAAAGGAAACAAAUUCAGGAGAUGGAAAGACAGAAAGAGGAAGAAAGAUUGAGACAGGAAAGGGAAAAGGAGAGACUAAAGAAUGAAAGACAAAUGGAGGAAAAAAGAAGGCAAAUUGAAGCAAUAGAAAGACAUAAAGAGGAAGAAAGACUGAGACAGGAAAGGGAAAAGGAGAGACUAAGGAAAGAAAGAGAAAUGGAGGAAAAGAGAAGUCAAAUUGAAGAGAUAGAAAGACAUAAAGAGGAAGAAAGUUUAAGACAAACAAGAGAAAUAGAGAGACUGAGGAAAGGGAGAGAAAUGAAGGAAGAGAGGAGACAUAAUAAGGAGAUGGAGAGACUGAAAGACGAGGAAAGAUUGAGACAGGAGAGAGAAAAUGAGAGAUUAAAGGAAGAAAGAGAGAUGGAACAGUUUAAAGAAGUAGAGAGAUUGAGAGAGGAAGUUCCUACUAGUUCCAAUUUGAUAUCUUUUGACUUGGAAGAGCCAGCGCUCUUGAGUCGAGUGUCCAAUGUCCAGGCCACCAAUAUUUUGCCUCAAAUCCCAGAGGUUCUUUUCGAUGACUUUUCCGUGAAACCACGAAGAUGGGGAACAAAAGCUAGACGUUCCUCAACACCUUCCCCAUCCAGAGAACCUACAGCAGUUGAUGUGAUUCCUGAGGAGCUGGACCAAAAGCCGGAAUCCCAGUCCAAAGAUCCUGGAUUCCAAAGAUUAGAUCAGGCAUUAAUGGACGACCUGAUUGGAUUUGAACCUGCACCUUCCAAUCUGCAGAUCUCUUCCAGUAAACAUCCGGAAAGCAGAAACCAACUCCAGACUGUGGAGUCCAAACCAGAGCAUUGGUCCAAACCAGAAACGAAAUCAUCUGCACCAUGGCGUGAUGAGGUCACAUCACAUGAGGGUGAGUUGAAGGACAGUGUACUCGAGGAUGUUGGAGUUCCGCUACAGGAUACAGACUUUGUCAUAAAGGAAUCUGACAGCCCUGAUACAAGCAACAUCAUUGUCGAUAAUGUCGAUGGAAAGAGCAGAAUCUUUCAAGCUCUGCACAGGGUUAAACAACCAAAUGUACCGACUGAUUCAGACAACACAAAUGCCCCAGGUCAAGAGGAGCCUGAACUUCUUCCCUUUCCUGAGUCCUUAGCUCCUCUCCUGGACUCGAGCGUGUUUCGAUCGAAGGUUGAUCUGGCAAAGAAACGGAGCAUCAAGCGUACCAGACCUUCACGAUCCGUCCGACAUAAAGCAGUGCUUCCCUCGCUGACAGAGGGAACAUAUCCUAAUUGGAGGUUCUUUGACUCCACAGAGGCAGCAGCUCAGUGUUCAAACGGAGGAGACUCAGAUUCAGAAGAAGAGCCUUCCAAAGAUUCUACUUACUCGCCAGCACCCAGUCAGCCGAAAAGAGUACCACUGUUUCCUGGAAUGGACCAAUCAGCCCUCAUGGCCCAGCUGAAGAGGAGAAGUGGAGCAGUAGAAGCAGACACACCAUCAGAAGGACUGACGACACCCUCUGUGCCCACACGCUCGCCCCGCGUACCCACCAAGUCCCUCGGCCCCAGAGUGCUGCCACCGGUAGACGCCAAAGACAGCGGCUCCGGCUCUUCACCGUCCUGGCUGCUUCAGCUCAAAUCCAAGAAGCGUACAAGUCAACCUGAGAGUGAAGUGUGAAGCUAAACGUGAAACCCGGAUCGCUUUCAAAGGAAGUUCUUCGUGCUUCACUGUGUGAUCAUGUCAGAAAGGUGCCAAAAGGAACUGACGAAUCUUUCUGCUCUUGAGGAUCAUACUGUUUUAAGAAUGUGUUGCCUCCUGGACUAAUACUUAAAAGUGCUCAUAUUCAAAAUGUUGCCAAGACAUCUUUCCCCCUUAUGCACCAUUUUACAUUGUAAUUGUGAAGCAAAUAGCCGCCAUCGUUAAAGAGCAGAUCCUGUUUACAGUUCAUCUACAACACCUAUCAGUCUUGGACCUACAGCUGGUUAUUUUGCAUUUACAUUUAUGAAUUUAGCAGAUGCUUUUGUUCAAAGUGAAUUAUAAGUGAGAAUAGAUUUACAACUGAUCCAAUUGAAAGUCUAUACAGUUGAGCAGAGGUAAAAUACACAUACAGUACCUUGUUGUGCUCGGUCUAUGAAAAUGGAAGCUAUCAGUAUAACUCCCUGCUAAAAUGCACUUUAAAAGAGUCAGACCACUGGAAAAAGUGCCUUAGGGGUUUUAGGCAUUUGAUUUUGUUUUUUAAAUCAUUAAUACAUUAAUUUAUACUUCAUUUUAAAGGUAUAUAUAUAUAUAUUCAAUAUGUCAUUGCUAUAUACAGUACAUUUUCAUUUUUUGUGCUAUGAUUUCAAGGCCAGUUUUCAUUGGACAAUACUUGAAACCAUUAAGAAAAUCAGGAAACGUCACUUAAGCAACUGAGUACAGAAUACAAUCCGCUUAAUGCAUUAUUUUUUGCAUCUUCUAUAUUUCUGUACUUUAAUUGUAUCUACAAAAGGAGCUAGAGAGUAGGAAAGCAGCAGCUGAUGUGCUUUAAUCUGGCUGAUUACCAUUUUACCCAAUUUUGUUGUUUUGUUUACCUUGUCGUUUCCUGCCGAUGAACACUUUCACAUAACACAAAUAAGAAUUGCAAUCCUGUAUAUUAAGCCCUUAAUUCUUUAUCUUUAGCAUCAAAACACAUUUUUGUAUAUUUUUCAGUCAGUUUAUCAUGUUUGUUAGAUUUCGGCUGUGUAAAUCGCUGCUGUUGACUAGAUGAAAAACGUUUACCUUAAAAGUUUACCAGAAAAAGUUCACAGGGAUGGAAUACUGACCGGGACAAUGGGGCCAGUGCCCAGGGGCCCUUGACUGCCGGAGGUGGGGUGGAGGUGGGGGGGGUGCUGUGCUUUAAGGUUGAUCCAGUUUGGCGAUCCCCUCCAUCAACAACUUUUGGAGGGGGGGCCUUUGAAAGAUAAUUGGCCCCAGGGCCUUUGCAAGUCAAAACCGCGUCCCUGUCUGUUCAAUACUGGGAAACGGGAAUUGUGUUUUUAUAAAAAUGUGUAAUGAAUUACAAUCACGGGAUGUGUUUAUUAAAUCUUUUUUGAAAUGGGAUGCAACUCAGUCUUUCUAGACAGAUAUGUCCAGUCUCCACACAUGUCUUGUGGGUUUCAGAUUCAUCAUUGUUCAUAGAUCUGCCAGUAAAAUCACUUAAUAAAAGAUUCAGAUCUUGGACACUUACUGUAAUUAUUCCAAUAAAAUAUUAUAGUCUGUUGCAACUGCAUUUAAGACAAUCAAUAGACUGUUCAUUUUCACUUAAUCAGUUUACACAUCAUUUAUAUUUGUUUACAGAACUACUUGCAAGCUGAUUAAAGGUUUUUAAGAUCAAAAGAAACUGUAAUUCAGAAGUGUGUCCAAACCUUUGACUGGAGGUGUAUAUAGGCAAUGCAAUGUGCAGAGAAUUGUUGAUGGUGUUUUUUAAGGUGUGGUUAGAUACACUGCAUUAAAUUGUUUUUGUUUUUGUUUUUUAACAGUAUUUUUCUCUCCUUUUUCAGUAAAUAUGUCAUAUGUAAAAUAUGUAAAGCAAUAUAUGUUUACAUGACAAUCAAAAUGACAAAAUAUUAAGUGUUGUUUUCAAAAACAUCUAACAAAAUUUAGUGAGUUU